Messenger RNA from Suhomyces tanzawaensis NRRL Y-17324, 783 nucleotides. RefSeq lists its product as uncharacterized. The transcript has a single exon. NCBI's taxonomy places the organism in Eukaryota, Fungi, Ascomycota, Pichiomycetes, Serinales, Debaryomycetaceae. Bases 1 to 783 code for a protein of 260 amino acids. The record is from RefSeq and is a predicted model, not a curated record. Gene Ontology annotation, cellular component: ascospore wall; lipid droplet; prospore membrane.
AUGGUUUACUUUUAUCAAACACCCGAACUCUGGCGGUACUAUCUACUAUUGUUUGUACCACAAGUAUUGAUUGCUUUGAUUGUGUACUUGAUCACAUUUGUACUCGUUUAUCCAUGGUAUUCUUUCUUAAGUAUAAUUACUCUGGGUCCUCUUGGAAUAUUUGGGGCCUGGUUAGGUGUAUUGAGCAUGUCAGGUUUUAUUUCUCAAUUCAUCAUCUCCUUUUUACUAAUGCCAUAUAUACAGCAAAUUACUUUUGAUCUUGUUUUAUGUAAAGAGUUCCCAAACAAUAAAACAUUACAAGCAAAAUUGAAAAAUAUAAAGAAAGUCCCCUACCUUGUCAAGUGUGGAUAUCUCUUCACUGCAAUUCCAAGUAAUUUGGUACUUUGCUACGUGAUAUUAAAAACUAUACUCAUGUUUAUUGUUGGACUUUUACCUUACAUUGGCUGGACCGCUGUGUUUUUGCAAGCACCAUCAAAAGGAUUACAAUCACACGCUAGAUAUUUCAUCUUGCGGGGCUACGAGCUCUCGGACAUCAAAAAAGCUUACAGAGACAAUCCAGGGGGAUAUGUAGGGUUUGGUGUUAUGUCAUUUUUAUUAGAGUCUAUACCGGUUAUAAAUGUGUUCUUUAUGUUUACCAAUAAUGUGGGAGCUACUCUUUGGGUGAUUGAUAUAGAGCAUGAACGAUUGAAAAAGAAAAUCUUACCUCCAAGCGGAACUGAAAACAUAAUUGUUGAAACAACCAUAGCUCACCACGUGCCUGACAAUGUAGGUAGCUCAAUAUAA